Molecule: messenger RNA, 5057 nt
Organism: Zea mays
Lineage: Eukaryota; Viridiplantae; Streptophyta; Magnoliopsida; Poales; Poaceae
Exons: 9
Coding region: 943-2001 (352 amino acids)
Source: RefSeq, a predicted model, not a curated record
CGGGAGGAAGACUAAAGAAAAAAAAAUCAAGGAGACGACGGAAAGGAGGUGAAGACGAGUACUCGAUUCUUUCCUCGAUCGCUAGAAAAAGUGGAAGCCAAACGAAGAAAGCUGAUAGAGAGAGAGUAGACUAGCAGUAGUAGUUUAUAGUGGCAAUAAUGGUUUGGCAGGCAUUGGGAAUCCCGGCGCCAGUGUUUCCAUCCCCAGCGCUGAAUUCCGAGAGAUCUCGUCUGCCCUCUCGUCCUCGUCGGGCCGUCACGGCAGCGGCUCGGCUCUCACUAGUUCGCUAGUGGUGUGCGCCAAGUUGUGGAACUGGCCUUUUGCCCGCCCGCCCCCUUCCUUUUUUGAGCGCAUAUAAGCGAGCAGCGUUUCGCCUUUGGGAUCGGCGGGGCCGCCGCUUUUUGGUUGCGCUCUCCCCUCCUCUCCUCUCCCCUGUACCCUGCCUUUCCAUUGGAGCGCCCAAAGCCGGACGGCACCACCAUUUAAAGGAGGCCAAGCGCGCACACGGCGGAGGAGAAGAGACCAACACCUCACACUCCAUUCACGCCAGGGAUCGAUCGCGCCGCUAUAGCUGCUGCACCUGCACGCUUUGCCUCUUCUUCGUUCUCUGCCGCUGCGCUAGCUAGCUGCGGCUCCGAGCCUCCGACGCAGGAAGUCUAAUGUGGAAGUCUCUCAGAACUGAGUACUUUUGUUAGAACAAAGAUUUGUUCAGUCAAGCUUUGCAAAUUAUCAUCAUAGUUUGGAUGAUAUCCAUGGUUACUUUAAUGAGUUUAUGGAGCCCUGGUUGCGGAGCUUAUCUGGGUUCUCUGACAAUGGAACUGUAAUAUUUGCAAAAGAACCUUUCUUGUAUUGGAAGAAAGUUUCAAGAGGGGUUGACAACUUAUAAGUGUAAGCUUGAUGACGUGUUCAUGAGGGCAAAGUGGGAGAGCAAAAUUUCUUCGCAUGCAGAUGUCAACAGGUUCUAACCACUAUGGUGUAUUUCCACAUCCAUUCUGCAACCAACAUGUUGUUUCGUUUCAGACGAGUUCAAUUACUAGUGGGUCAGGAGCCAUACCAGUUUGUCUAGACACCUCCAGUGGAAUGAAUGGCGACAUGGCAAUGUUGAACACUACAUCUUCAACAAUUGUAUCCACUGGUUCACCAAACAUGGUUGCUGAUUCUUCUUGCCAGAACCUCAAGUAUAGUGCACCCUUGGCUGUGGAGUGGUCCUAUCCAGAGCUGCAAUUGUUGAACGAUGGCCUCAACAAGUAUGCAAAUGAACCAGGAAUCAUGAAGUACAUAAAGAUAGCAGCCACGUUACCAGACAAGACAGUUAGAGAUGUUGCCAUGAGAUGUCAAUGGAUGGCAGCGAGAAAAGAAGCUACAAGACGACGGAAACCUGAAGAACGCUAUCUUGGGAAAAAGAUAAAAGAUAGGAAGGACAAAAUGGCUCAGCCAUCAUCAUGGGGUACCAAUCCUCCUGUUCAGGCUGAGAUGAGAUCUUCCUCUUUUAUGCCUCGUAACGCCAAACACAAUGGAUUUCUCUCUGGAGACUCUCAAAUUGAUCAUGAAAUGCUAAAUAUAUUGGAAGAAAAUGCUCGACUACUCAAUCAAAUAGAAGUAAAUAUUUUAACAUCUCAGGCUCAUAACAACAUUAAUCUUUUCCAUCACAUAAGAAGGAAUAUUAAUGGUCUUCUACAAAGCAUGUGCCAGAUUCCCGGAAUAAUGAGCAAGAUGCCCCCAUUGCCUGUUUCUGUGGAUGAAAGGCUAGCUAGCUACAUACUCCCUCGUGCUCAUACGGUUGCGUUCUUGAUUAAAGAUAAUAUCCAACGCUUCAACUUCAAUGAUGAAACCGGAUCCGACACCAGUGAUCGUGCUAUCUCAUAUCUUUCUAGGAUCUUAGAACCGGGUACCGAUACAUCAAAUAAUGAUAUCAGAAAUCUAAUUUUUGGGUAUUCAGAUUCAGCUAUGGUCGGAUAUAAAUGUUCGAAUUCAGAUACAAAUUAUCCAUAUAUCGUUUGAUUGGUUACCUGUACUAUCCCGUUCUGAACCACCACAUGUAUUAACUUUUAUUGAGCGUCUGUUUAGUUGGCUACACCGGCUUCAUGAUCAGAUGCAAAAUAAACUAUUUUAAGAACAUUUGUCUACGUCUACGUAUACGCUAAACAUAGCCGUAUUCGACCAGUCUAACUCGCACUAGCUUGGGUACGCGCAAGCGGAUAAUGUUUUCACUUUUCACCCUUUCGGAAUGUACUGAUAUCCAGAUAUAUCUGUGCUUUCGUGGUGCAAAUUGACUUUUUCAUAGUUUUUCCUUUAAAACUUGUUUUUUUUUCUUCUCUUUUCAUUGCUUGCCGGCCAGUCGCGUUGUAAGUUAAUUUUGUUUUUUCUUCUCAAUAAAAAUCGUGGCAAAAACUCUCAUCAUCCUUUUAGAGAGAGAGAGAAAAUAGAAUACAACUAAAUUUGGGCGCAAUAUAAUGGGGGAUAAAACCACUUGGCUGCUGAUGCUUUUUCAAGCUUUGCUUCAUCCAGCUCUCUCCCUAUAUAUGUUACGUGCGCAGAUGAUGUAGCUAGGUAGUGACCACAUUUCGUGUACUCUCUCUUCGUUCUAAAUUACAAGACGUUUUGCCUUUUUUAAAUAUAUAAUUUUUGUUAUGCACUUAGAUAUACAUUAUAUAUAGAUAUAUACGAAAAUCAAACGUCUUAUAGUCUGGAACAAAGAAAGAAUUUGGUUAAGAGGAUAAGUGUCUACAUUUCCUAGUGUUGGACAUGUCAUCCUCGUUUCGAUCUCCAACGAUUUCUUCGGGCACGCUUCUCCCUCCUGUUAAUGGUUCUUCCAGAAGAAGCACUGACGACAGGCGAUGUGAUGUUGUGACUUGUGAGGACAUCGAUCAGGCUGCUGCCGGCGGCGACCACCUCGCGGAGGCGGAGCGCCUGAGUCGCCUCACGCCCUCACCGUAGCUCGACUUGACGACGGAGACGCUCCGGUUCGCCACAGUAUCACCUAGCUGCAUGCAUGCAUUUAUCCAAGAGCAGUUUCAGCGUCAAAUCAUAUCAUCAAACACACCCACAAACUUAACUAUUUCAUUGUGCUUGAGCUUUCCAAGUUUGACCAUGACCAUGACUGAUUCCCUACACUCGAAGUUACGCUACAACUUCAGUUUAUUGGUAAAUACUAGUCAAAUGUCAAGAACCAGGAGAAAUUGUGUAGACCUUGUUCAGUUACAAUGGAUAAAAUCAUACCAUAGAUUUAAGGAACAAUUGGAUCUAUACCAUUAAAAGAUCCAAACUUUAGAUAUAUACCAUGGACCCCACAUGUCAUUGACUCAUGUGGACCCACAUGUAAGUGAGAUAGUAAUGGUAUGGAUCCAAAGUGGUGAUCUUUUAAUGGUAUGGAUCCAAAUUUCCCUAGAUUUAAUCUAUGUCUAGAUUGAUGAAUCUAUAUCUCACACUCACACCUAAUCCCAUAUGGGAGGAUUAAAUCCAUCAUUUAAUACAUAUAAAUCUCUUAAAGCUAGUUAUUUUUUUGAUUCAUGGAUUUUAAUAGAAACUUAUGCAAUAUCUUUAUGGAUUCGUUCCAUACCUAAGAGCAUCUUCAAGGGACUCUUUAUUUUCGGCUCUAUUUACUUUACACUCUAUGUGUAACAUCUCAAUCCAACAGACUAUCUAUUUAGUUUGGCUAGUCAGAGUGGCUAGCCAAGUUUAGCUAGUUAGAGAGUAUGAUAGCUUGACGAGUUAGAUGUCUAGUCUGUUAGAGAGUUACUUUGUUGUUAAGUAGCCAAAAUUCGCCUGGACGAGCCAUUUGACUAGUAGCCAUUUGACUAGUCUUUUGGAGAUGCUCUAAUGAGUUAGGGAUAGAAUCCAUACCUUCCAUAGUUUAAAAAAAAUUCAAACCCUUAAGUUAUAAUUUAUGAUGGGUUUAACCGAAUAAAAAAAUUUGAGUAUGCUAGGUUAUGGAUUGUGACAUGGAUUUAAUUCCAAUCCAUACUAAUCUAUACGUGGAUUGGUGUAAAUGAACAAGGCCUUAAAUGGUGCACAAGUAUUGAUCUACAGUUAGUAACUCGCUUAUAUCUUUUAUAUCUGGAUGAUCUAUCUGACUUCUGUUGACCUGAUUAUUGUACAAAGUAAUUCUCAACUCUUCCCUUCUGGUACAAAUUGUUUGAUCGAGUAUAAAAUAAAAUCUACCGUACCAUCUUUACCUAAAAUUGGCCGAUAAAUGGGCUAUGGGGUAAAUGUUAAUUGUUAAAAGAUAUAUUUAAAAAGUUUUUUGUCAUGCACGUUGUUGGUACUACUACUAUCUGGUCAGUUUACCAUGCUGACACUUAUAAAAAAAAUAUCAUGCUGACUGAAACAAAAAAAAUGCUUCUAAUAAAAGCUACUCCUACCCUACCAUAGAUGGGAAAAGAAGGCACCGAUCUCACAACCUCAUCCAUGGAGUAGAAGAUAUCGUUGGCGAGAAGCGUGAUCUCCUCCCUGCGCUCCUCUCAUUCGUUGCACUUGCAGGCAAUCAAACGGUACAGGUCAAUGUACAGGAAGCUGGCCUUUAGCUGGAGAUCCCUCAUGACCAGAUCCCAUAGGUCAUCAUCCAGAUCAGUCGUCAGAUCCUCCUCCAUGGACAGAAGCUCAAGCGCCGAGCUCUUGAUCCGGCAGACGCAUCCCCUCAACUCCAUCCCUUGAUCCUGGCAGUGCCUUCUGCAGCUCUGCUAUAUCUUCUGGCAGUUGCAGACGACAAAGCCACAAAGGAUCAGAAUCAACAAUGAUGUGGACGUAUUUUAUAGAAAGGCGAAAAGAGAAACGGAUUGUUGGAGGAUGUCUAGAAGCAAACAGAUGUCAGCAACACAGCAUGUGCAUCAGAAGAAGGUCCCUGCAUAGUGCAGCAGUGCAGAAGGUGGUCAAUGCAUGGGAGAUGAGACCUUUCUGAAUGUUGUUGGCUUUUCUUUAACAGAGAAAAGGGAAAUAGGAGGAAACGGGAAACCAAAUUUGGCCACCUUGCCUCUCUCCUUAGGCAUCCAGCAAGUAGGCAGCAGAAGAAAGUAUCAGGAAUUGCUCACAAGGAAAUUCAUGAAAUGUUUACAACCAAA